AUGGGCAGGAAUUCGAAACGGCUGGUGCGAGGGAAAUUCCAACGGAAAGAUUCCAUCGCGAGCGUACGCACAGGUGGGGCUAUUGAGCGCGUGUCACCAGAACCGCAUGCGUUUAACUUUACCGGUGACGAUUACGAAUCUCGGCAUCGGGAGAGGUCGAGCAGCUGCCGAUCCGACGCUGCUUAUCGUGACGUCACGGAGCUUAAAAGCACCUUGAAACUCGAACUGGGCAAGGCAAAACCCGCUGGGCUAGCCGUGAAGCGAGUCAAUCGGCGCGUUUCCAUCGACACGCGACCGUAUCCCACCGGCACAGAGCAACAGGUGCUAUCACGAGAGCGCCUCGGGGGCCCAAUCAAUUGGGCACGUGGCCCGCAAGUUCCGCCACGGGCUGACAGGUGCUUAGCUGCGGUGAAAACACCGCUAGUG
Messenger RNA from Iphiclides podalirius (scarce swallowtail), 426 nucleotides. The record is from the annotation of a GenBank genome assembly. Lineage: Eukaryota; Metazoa; Arthropoda; Insecta; Lepidoptera; Papilionidae.